This is a messenger RNA of Arachis stenosperma, 1676 nucleotides long. RefSeq names its product PAP-specific phosphatase HAL2-like. The transcript is spliced from 3 exons. The record is from RefSeq and is a predicted model, not a curated record. NCBI's taxonomy places the organism in Eukaryota, Viridiplantae, Streptophyta, Magnoliopsida, Fabales, Fabaceae. Gene Ontology annotation, biological process: phosphatidylinositol phosphate biosynthetic process; sulfate assimilation. The coding region runs from base 311 to 1459 and encodes 382 amino acids. Gene Ontology annotation, molecular function: 3'(2'),5'-bisphosphate nucleotidase activity.
UCAUCCCCAAGAAUGGGAGAAAAAGUGGAGGACCGUGAUGGAAUUGGAGACCAAUGCCGAUGUUCCUUUCCUUCUCUUCUCUUCCGCCAUUGAAUCCAUUCAUCUCUGAUUCUUUUCCUCUUCACUCACGCUUCUCACGAACAAUUCUUCACUUCUUGAAUUGCAUGACAUAACAUUGCUCUCUUUAUUAUGUUUCACGAACCCCAUUUUCUUGUUUUCACUUCCUUCCUUCUCAUUUGCUCGGAAACUUCGUUCCCAAUGAGUUUCACCUGAUUCUGAAGGUGGGUUUCUCAAAAGUUUGCGGCUUUCAAUGGAGAAUGACCGCUACGCCAAGGAAUUGGAGGUGGCCGUCAGAGUGGUCCACGUGGCAUGCGCCCUAUGCAGGAGGGUGCAAGAGAAACUCUUUUCUAACGACAGUGACCACGUUCUCUCCAAGGAUGAUGAUUCCCCUGUAACUGUUGCAGAUUUUAGUGUACAAGCAACAGUCAGUUGGUUACUUUCAUCAACUUUUGGAGUUGAAAAUGUUUCCAUUGUCGCCGAAGAAGAUAUACAAACUAUAUCGAAGGAUGAUUCAGCAAAUCUGCUGGCAGCUGUCGUGAACACUGUCAACGAGUCCUUGGCCUUAGCAUCCAACUACGGUCUUCAAAGUCCAGAGUCAACUCUAGGGAAUUCAGAAGUUCUUGAGGCCAUUAGGCGCUGCAACUCAACUGGAGGACUUAGAGGAAGACAUUGGAUACUUGACCCUGUUGAUGGCACAUUAGGAUUUGUACGCGGGGAUCAGUAUGCCGUUGCUCUGGCCUUAAUUGAAGAUGGAAAUGCUCUUCUUGGAGUUCUUGGGUGUCCUAAUUAUCCGCUGAAGGCAGAAUCGCUCAAUUAUAAUUACCAGCAUCAUCAUGAAACCAUGUCGGAAUCAUCUUCACCGGUUUGUGACACAUCCGAAAAAGGUUGUAUCUUGUAUGCAAGGAAAGGCAGUGGUGAGGCAUGGUUGCAACCAUUAAUUUCCAGAGAUAAAGUACUAGAGUGGCCAAAUUAUGCUCAACUUAUUCGCGUUUCAUCCGUUGAUGAUCCGGCAUUGGCAACUCUUUGUGAACCAGUGGAAAGGGCCAACUCAAACCAUUCCUUCACCGCUGGACUUGCUCACAGUGUGGGACUUAGAAAACAGCCGUUGCGUGUCCACAGCAUGGUAAAAUAUGCAGCAAUCGCACGGGGAGAUGCCGAGAUAUUCAUGAAGUUCGCAAGAUCCGGGUACAAGGAGAAGAUAUGGGAUCAUGCUGCUGGUGUUGUGAUUGUGGAAGAGGCCGGUGGUGUGGUAACGGAUGCCGGGGGACGCCCUUUAGACUUCUCGAAGGGAAUGUACUUAGAAUGCCUCGACCGAGGCAUAAUCGCGUGCUCCGGGAUCACAUUGCAUGAGAAAUUGAUUGCUGCUGUUUAUGCCAGUUGGGACUCCUCAAAUCUGUGAGGCUUCUCUUUUUCUCUUGCAAAAAUUUUGGUAGAGCCAAAAGGGUACAUUAUCUCUCAUUUUUCUCCAAAAUUAUGUGUAAUUCAGGAAUUACUUACUAUCUUUUUGUAGUAAAUAAACUGAUAGUGGAAGGAUACAUAUGACAUUGUGGGAAGCAAUAUUACCUUUAGGGGAAUUUUGGUAUCAAAUAGUGAAGGGAGAUGGAGAUAAUAUUUCU